AUGCAUGUGGAUUUGCACACCUUCGAAGCUCCGGGGCCUUGGCCCUUGAGGUGUGCUGAGCGCCGUGUGGGGCGGUGGCUCACCCUUGACAACCAACCUGGUACGUAUAAUGAAUCACUUCGUCUUCGCGAGAGAAGACGUGCUUUUAAUGUUCCUGAACUCAACCGCUUGGUCGCACUGUCUGUGCAACAGCGGGAAGAUGACGUUACUGGCUUUGAGAAACUCGCCGAAGGGGGAUUCAAUCGAUGUUUCCUGGUCACCAUGCGGAACGGCAUGAGAGUUGUCGCACGUAUCCCCUAUCCGGUCACAGAACCAAAAUCUCUAGUAAUUGCAAGUGAAGUGGCCACGACGGAUUUCCUCCGAUCACACGGCAUACCAGUUCCCAAAAUAUUCGGCUAUUCUACGACUGACAGCAACUCUGCCGGUACAGAAUACAUUUUCAUGGAAUUUGUUCAGGGAACAAACCUUGGUGAUGUCUGGUUCACGUUGACAGAAAGACAAAGAACAAAAUUGACGACAAGUCUCGUGCAGCUGGAGUCUCAAAUAUUUGCAUUACGGUUUCCAGCAUCUGGGAGUAUUUAUUACUGCCAUGACUUGCCAAAAGAAAAUCGUCGAGUCAUGUUGCCAAGCCAUCACUCAAAUAAUGACACGAAGAAAGGCGAUAACUUUUGUAUUGGCCCUGCAACCUCGCUUGAAAUGUGGUUUGGAAGGAGAAAUAUGUUGUCGGUCGAUCGUGGGCCACAUGGAGACUGUCCAUCAGCAUUGACUGCUGGUGCCAAAAAGGAAAUUGCAGAGGCCUAUGACUACAAACCUCAAUCGCACCGGGAGCACAUUACUACACUAGAAAACUAUCUUCAAAUUGCACCUCACCUUAUACCGCACAAAGUACCGGAGCUCCACCGUCCAGUAAUACGGCAUCCUGAUCUUCAACCCAACAACAUCUUUGUUUCCGAUGACCUGGAAAUAUGUGGUUUGAUCGACUGGCAGCAUAGUACGGUUCUUCCACUGUUUUUGCAAUGCGGAAUUCCCAAAAGUCUUCAGAAUUACGGUGACGCGAUCUCAGAAUCGCUGCAGACACCUUCUUUGCCUGAUAACUUUGAUGAGUUGGAGGAGAUGGAACAAUACCGACAGGCUGAUAUCUAUCGCCGACGCCAGCUGCAUCACGUGUACUUUGAAUUGACUUCAAAAAUGAACAGUGAGCAUUACGAAGCCUUGACCGAUUAUUUGAACACGGUGAGGCGACGGCUUUUCUACCAUGCAAGCGAACCUUGGGAAGGUGACAAUGUCACUCUGAAAGCCGACUUGGUAACGCUAUCGAAGAAGUGGAGAGAGCUGGACUGUGAAAAGACAGCACCUUGCCCGCUUCAAUAUUCAGAUGAAGAGUCGCUCGAAUGUCUCCGAAUGGAACAAGAACAAUCAGAAGCCGAUGAGCAACUCCAGGCUGCCCAGGAAGUAAUCGGGGUUGGAAGCGAGGGAUGGGUGCCUGUUGGUCAGUAUGAUCAUGCGAGGGGAUGCGAAAGGAAGUUAAAAGCGGCUGCACUUGAAGUGGCUGAAACAGACGAGGAUAAGGCAAUUGUUCAAGCAAACUGGAUUUUUGAUGAUUUUUCAGAGGAAGAUUACAUGUGA
Messenger RNA from Penicillium verhagenii, 1626 nucleotides. RefSeq lists its product as uncharacterized. The coding region runs from base 1 to 1626 and encodes 541 amino acids. NCBI's taxonomy places the organism in Eukaryota, Fungi, Ascomycota, Eurotiomycetes, Eurotiales, Aspergillaceae. The record is from RefSeq and is a predicted model, not a curated record. Gene Ontology annotation, cellular component: mitochondrion. The transcript has 5 exons.